AUGACCCACGCCGCCUCCACUGAUGAUCUGCGCGUGUCGACGCUGUACGAAUUUUCCGGCCACGUCGCACUCGUUACUGGAGGAGCUACCGGUCUCGGUGAGAUGGCUGCACAAGCUUUUGUACAGAACGGGGCAACUGUUUUCAUUGCCUCUCGCAAAGAGAAAGAGCUCAAGGCAACGACCGAACGUCUUAACGCCUUGGGUCCUGGCAAAUGCAGCUACAUCGUCGGCGACUUGAAGAAUAAGUCAGGAUGUCUAGCAGUCUGUGACGAGCUGAAGAAGAGGACGGACCAGUUGACGGUUUUGGUCAAUAACACAGGAGCUAGUUGGGGGGACGAUUACUAUGACUACCCGGAACAUGCGUGGGAUAAGCUGUACGACCUGAAUGUCAAGAGCAUUUUUUACAUGACAGUAGAAUUGGAACCACUUCUGCGCAAGGGCGCAAAUGCAGAUAGUCCGGGAAGGGUCAUCAACAUCGCAAGUAUGGCAGGUAUUCAGACACUGGACGUCACAACAGGAGACGCUGGUGGUCUCUCAAAGCCAGGACACGGAACAUUCAGUUAUGGUCCCGCCAAGGCAGCAGCUAUCCACCUUACGAAGAUGACCGCCUCCAAACUUGCGCCCAAGAAUAUCAUGGUCAAUGUCAUCUGUCCUGGUGUCUUCCCCAGUCGUAUGACGAAUUUCGGCCUCGAGAAGUAUGGUAAAUCUCUUACCGCUGGGCAACCCACUGGCCGCAUCGGGAAGCCUAGCGACUUUGGUGGGCUGGUGUUGUUCUUGAGUUCAAAGGCGAGCGCGCACAUGACGGGCAAUGUGAUUGAAAUCGAUGGAGGAGCUACAUUGAGCGGGUGGAGAGGGACAACAAAGGGAGGCGAAGCUGGGAGCAAGUUGUGA
Messenger RNA from Ascochyta rabiei, 891 nucleotides. RefSeq lists its product as uncharacterized. The transcript has 2 exons. The record is from RefSeq and is a predicted model, not a curated record. NCBI's taxonomy places the organism in Eukaryota, Fungi, Ascomycota, Dothideomycetes, Pleosporales, Didymellaceae. The coding region runs from base 1 to 891 and encodes 296 amino acids.